Messenger RNA from Saprolegnia parasitica CBS 223.65, 2526 nucleotides. Its product is annotated as TKL protein kinase. Gene Ontology annotation, biological process: protein phosphorylation. Gene Ontology annotation, molecular function: ATP binding; protein binding; protein kinase activity. The transcript is spliced from 17 exons. Lineage: Eukaryota; Oomycota; Saprolegniomycetes; Saprolegniales; Saprolegniaceae. The record is from RefSeq and is a predicted model, not a curated record. The coding region runs from base 1 to 2526 and encodes 841 amino acids.
AUGUUUGGUCUGUGGCAGACAACGGAGACGAAGGAGCAGAAGGAGCAGAAGGAGCAGAAGGAGCAGAAGGAGCAGAAGGAGCGGAAGGAGUUCGGUUCUACACCACUGCACUUUGCAGCUUUCAAGGGUCGAUUGGAGAUCGUUCGUUUCUUGCUUGAAAACGGCGCCAAUGUCCAAGCCAAAACCAACUUUCUCGAGACGCCACUGCACUUUGCCUCCAGAAGCAAUGACGUGGAGGUCGUUCGUCUUCUCGUGGCCCACGGCGCCAAUCUCGAUGCUACAAACAAGUAUGGCAAGACGGCGCUGCACCUUGCGGAUGAGUACGGCCGCACGCUUGUGGUCCACACGCUUCUGGAAAGCGACAAGUUGCUGUUGCGUCGUCGCGACCGGAGUGGCAAUACGGCACUGCACAUCGCGGCUGCAAAGGGCCACGCGACCACCGUCACGACGCUUCUCCAAAUCAUCAAAGACGACAGCUGCAUCGGCGCUACUAACCACGCUGGCGAAUCCGCCCUUUUUGUCGCUGCUGCCCAAGGCCACGUUGACGUUGUCAACGUCCUUCUCCGCCAACUCGUUCCGACAAUGACGUCGGACGAUACUGCGUCCUACAAGGCCUUGAUGACGCAUCGCAAGGUGUUGCUUGCGGCGCAAGCGCAUCUCGGCCAGUGCAACGCGGUGGGCAAGACAGCCUUUACACUCGUAUCGGGGACCAUCCUCGAUCAGUUGACAGCCACAAACACGUUCAUCGAGGCCGAGCUCAGUCGACUUCAGCAAGAGACCCAGAACAAGGAAGCUGCUUUAGCCGCUGCAAUCGCGGCGCACAACUGGGAGACCACAUUGACGCUGUUGCGCGAAGGCGUCUCUGUUUUGGCGUACCAAGAUCAAGAAGCGCUUGUCACUGCCAUCACUGCAACUGGCAACCGAGAGCUCCUGCGCACGCUGCUCUCAAUGGUGGUGGAAGCGAACGAUGCCAUCCAGCUGCAAUCGGUGCUCCAGCAAGCCCUCGCGGGUGCGGUAGCAAACGAGAAAGUGCUUCUCGUGAUGGACGUGCUGCACACGUUUGCAAACUCGAUGCAGGUGACGACGACGAGUGGUCCGUCGCCACUGCACAUUGCUGCAGAAAAUGGGUCGUUGGUGCUGCUCAGCAUGCUACUCGCCUCCUCUAGCCUCAUUCUGGACGCCGUCAAUGAGGAAGGCUACACUGCGCUUGCGCUGGCAGUCCAAGCCAACCACGUCGACACUGCAUUGCUGCUCCUUAGCGUCGGCGCGAAUGUCUCGAUCCCGCUGCCGGAUGGGUCCUCGGUGCUUCACGUUGCCGCCGAGCUCUCUAACGAUGACGACGACAUGACACUGCUGCACGCCAUUUUGGAGGCUCCGAGCCUCGAUAUCAACCAAGUGGACGCAGACGGGUACACGGUGCUGGCCCGCGCCGUCCUCACCAAGCGCGAGAAGCUCGUGCAUCUCUUUCUCGACGCCGGUGCGGACGCCACGCUGCCCAUGCGGACCGGACAAACAUUGUCCAUUUUGGCGACGGCCGCCCAGCGCCGCCACCAAGAGAUUGCGACGUACCUCAACGACCACGUGUAUCCAGCAGCCACCGAGGUCUCGAUGGCCGACCUCGUCCAGCACCUGCCGGUGGGCAACGGUAACAAUGGCACUGUCUUUCGUGCGACAUACCAAGGCCGCGACGUCGCCCUCAAGGUGGCGAAUCGCAUCUCAGUCUACGUGGCCCGUGCGAUGCGCGAAGAAAUGAACAACACUGCAGCGUGUCGAUGUCCGUACGUUGUGCCGUUGCUGGCGGCUGUUGACCAUGCCUCGAACGCGCCAAAGAUGGCCGUUGAGUUGAUGGACCUCAAGGACAUGCACGUGCAGCUGGCCAAGAAGCGCGAGGACCCGUCCAGCGAGUUGCCGUUUACGACUAUGCAAGUGGCGUGGGCGGUGGCAAACGCACUGGACGUCAUCCACAGCCUUGGCAAGGUGCACCGCGACGUCAAGAGCUUGAACAUCUUCAUCUCGUCCAUCCAUGGCGUCAAGCUCGGCGACUUUGGCACGGCACGAACCGUGGAGCGGGACAUGACUAGCGACACGGGCACGGGUUUGUGGACCGCGCCCGAGGUGUUUCGCGGCUCGACGUAUGAAGAAGACCGCGCGUAUGGGACGGCGGCCGACAUUUACUCGUUUGGCAUCGUCUUGUCCGAGUUGGCGACGGGCAACGAGCCGUACGUGGAGGUCGCCGGCGACGUAAAAAGCACCAUCAAGAAGAUUCGCGAGAACGGUCUGCGUCCGGAUCUUGGCCAAGACUGUCCGCGCUGGCUCCGGAAGCUUGCGACGGCCUGCUGGGCGCAAGUGCCAUCGACGCGCCCGACAGCCAAGCAGAUUGUCAAGUACCUCGCCAAGCGCCUGUACGAUCCCGAGGUUGAUGAAGCGUUUGACGACGAUGACAACGACCUCACGCCCGACGCGAUGGCCUCUACGACCAAGAAGCAGCCCGCGAACGACCUCUCCUCGAUCAGCGAGGAGCCCUAA